AUGUCCAGCCGUUGUGGAUCAACAGGGCCUGGAAACUGCUCGUCCGUUUAUGCCGUCGUAUCCCCAGGCUGGGACGCGAGUUCCAGUGAUGCGAUCUGGAUUAUUGAAUCUACCAUCACCAUCUUCGCCAUGCUCAUGGAGGCAGUUGUUGGCGAAUCGCUGGAACAGAGGGCGUCUUGGAGCUACCCUUGGAACAGCCCAAUGAAUGGAUCGAACAUCAGUGAAGUUUGGUCGGUGGAGAACAGCACGUUACUCCCCGAAAUCACCGACCCACAAUCCGACUCAAUAUGGAUACUCUCCUCUACCUUUAUCAUAUUUACUAUGCAAUCUGGGUUUGGACUACUGGAAAGCGGGUCUGUGUCUAUGAAGAACGAGGUGAAUAUUAUGGUGAAGAAUGCAGUAGAUGUGAUUUUCGGAGGACUGACGUACUGGAUGUUUGGCUACGGUCUCAGCUUUGGGAGAGAACCUUACGUGAACAAAUUCUGCGGCUGGGGGGAUUUCUUCGUGAACUCACAUGAUACGGAGGAAAAAAUAGGAUGGAUUUAUUCCAAAUUCUUCUUCCAAGCGUCCUUUGCCACAACAGCUACCACAAUAGUUUCCGGUGGGAUGGCGGAAAGAACGAAACUCGAGUCCUACAUUUUCUUCUCUAUGUUCAACACGUUUGUCUUCUGUUUUCCUGCUCACUGGAUGUGGGGGACGAAAGGCUGGCUACAGGACAUGGGCGCUGUCGACAUUGCCGGCGCUGGACCAGUCCAUUUAGUCGGAGGAGUGACAGCGUUUGUAGCAACGUUGAUGUUAAAACCCCGACACAACAGAUACAAGUCCAAAAAUCCUCCAGAAAUGGGUUCUCCAACGAACGCUAUUUUGGGAAUGUUCAUGCUAUGGUGGGGAUGGCUUGGGUUCAAUUGUGGCAGCACGUUUGGAAUAUCCGGUCAGAAGUGGAAACUCGCCGCCAGAUCCGCUGUCUCCACGCUAUGUGCAUCCAUGGGCGGUGGUUUUGUAGGCAUUCUCCUCAGCUACAUUCUGAAGAAGCGCAGAUUUGAUGUGGCCUAUAUGAUUAAUGGCGUACUGGGGUCUUUGGUCGGCAUCACGGCUUUCUGUGCGCUUGCGCAGCCGUGGGAGGGAAUAGUAAUCGGAUCAAUCGGAGCACUCAUCACAAACAUUGGGGUGGAACUGUUGGAUAGGAUGAAAGUGGAUGAUCCAGUUGGUUGCGUAGGUACUCACGCUUUGUCCGGAAUGUGGAGUCUCUUGGCUGUGGGACUUUUCGCUAGAAAAGAUAUGUUAGGAGAGGCCUUAGCCAUCAGCACCGAACACGCUGGAUUGUUUCAGGGAGGUGGGUUUUACUUGCUGGGUGUGCAGGCCCUAACGGUGGUUAGCCUGACUGGCUGGACCCUGGUCACAUCUUUCGUCAUUCUGAAGCUAAUUGAUCUCACCCUUGGGCUGAGGAUCCCUUUACACCAGGAACUGCUGGGGGCCGAUAUCGUGGAACACGGCAUUGGGGAGGGCAUUUACGACCGAUCCACCGGGCGCUUGAUCAAGCUCACCGACGAUGGUGAAGAGGAAGAGAUGAUGGUAAACAGGUUCUUGGGGUCACGGCGGAGGAGAAUGUCACUAGGGAAGAGGCAGAGCCGAAAACGGUGCCAGUUCCCAACGGAUGAUGAGGACAUAGAAGACGGCGAUGUGCAACAUGAGGAUGCCAUCAACGGAAACGCGUCGCCAAGCUAUUCUCCAUCCAAACUGAAACAUACUGUGUCCUGUUGUGACUGUUUUUUCGCCAACUUAUGCCGAGAAAGUCGAGUAUCUCUUCCCUUCAGGACUUCAAAAAAUAGUACAAAGCAUUCCAAAAGCGCGGAACGGCGUUCCGAGGAUAUUAGCACUAUCCAUUCACCUUCAACAUUGAAGGAACUCAAAAGGACGGAAUACUUGCAAGUUAAGUAUGGCAUGGAAAACAGUUCCACAAAUGGACAUAUCAGUAAUGGAUAUGCCAAUGUCGGCUACGGUUUUAGCAGAGAACCAUCGACCGAAUUCCAUAUAAACAUAGAACAGCCGUCAAAUGGAUCUGACCAUGUGUCACAUUCAAAAUGCCCUGAUGUGACCCCAGAUUUUGAAAUGACCUGUACAGAACCAGCUGCACAGAACCAGCUGUACAGAACCAGCUGCACAGAACCAGCUGUACAGAACCAGCUGUACAGAACCAGCUGUACAGAACCAGCUGCACAGAACGGAUGGGAGGCAGCAGGUUUGGCGGCGGACUGA
Liolophura sinensis is the source of this 2256-nucleotide messenger RNA. Its product is annotated as putative ammonium transporter 2. Gene Ontology annotation, cellular component: plasma membrane. Gene Ontology annotation, molecular function: ammonium channel activity. Gene Ontology annotation, biological process: ammonium homeostasis; ammonium transmembrane transport. Lineage: Eukaryota; Metazoa; Mollusca; Polyplacophora; Chitonida; Chitonidae. The record is from RefSeq and is a predicted model, not a curated record.